Messenger RNA from Poecilia latipinna (sailfin molly), 7381 nucleotides. RefSeq names its product integrin, beta 4 (gene itgb4). Gene Ontology annotation, molecular function: integrin binding. The transcript has 44 exons. Bases 432 to 6416 code for a protein of 1994 amino acids. Gene Ontology annotation, biological process: cell migration; cell communication; integrin-mediated signaling pathway. The record is from RefSeq and is a predicted model, not a curated record. Gene Ontology annotation, cellular component: membrane; focal adhesion; cell surface. Lineage: Eukaryota; Metazoa; Chordata; Actinopteri; Cyprinodontiformes; Poeciliidae.
CACAGGCAGGCCAGCAAAUGUGAGUUAACUCUCUUCCUAACAUUGGCGUACCUGGACAAGGACUGGUGUGUGGGUGUGUACGCUGGAGCAAAAAGGAUCAAGUCCCAGCACUCCCACUGACACUCAGCCAGAGUCUCAGAGUCGCUCGUAUCUCUCCUGCAGACACACACUCUCCACUGAGUGCAAGAGCAAACAAGUAAAUAAUUGACUGUGCUGCACCUUACAAGGAGAGACGCGAGAAAACACAGAGAGAAGAACUGCAACUUUUCUUUUUCUUUUUCUUUUUGGAGGCGACUUUGAACUUGGACUCUGGGGCAGAGAUUUUAUUUAACCCAGGUGGAUACUUGGCAGAAGAGGAAAUACUUUUCUUUCUUCCACACCGUCAAACUUUUGGACUUGGACUGUGAGCCGACGCUCCUGGGAGGGGCGAGAUGGGGAGCUGGUCGUUACGUUUCUUGGCAGGACUCGGCCUGCUAGCCGUCCUGCUGACCUGCUGCUCCUCUGAAGUGAACUCCUGCCUGACGGCCCGGUCCGGUACCUGCUCAGACUGUCUGCAGGCCGGGGUGGGAUGUGCAUACUGCAGCGAAGAGGACUUUGGCUUUCCUCGCUGUGACCUGCAUGAGAAAAUCCUCGCUCACGGCUGCAACGCUGCAUACGUCAUCAAAGCUACCAGCAAGCAGACCAUAGUGCAAAACGAAGCCAUUAAUAUGAACCUUCAGCGGUCUCAGGUGUCGCCACAGGAAGUGAGGAUGACCUUUCUGCCUGGAGAGACCAGAGAGCUGGACGUGAAUGUGUUUGCUCCAACCAAAGGCCCUUUGGAUCUUUACAUUCUCAUGGACUUCUCAAACUCAAUGAAGGACGAUUUGGACAACUUGAAGAAAAUGGGCAACAAGCUGGCCACGGUGGUGCAAGAAAUUUCAAGUGACUACACCAUUGGGUUUGGAAAAUUUGUGGACAAAGUAAUUGAGCCCCAGACUGACAUGAGACCUGACAAGCUCAAACAGCCGUGGCCCGACAGCGACUCUCCAUUCUCCUUCAAAAACGUCAUCCCACUGAUCAAGGAUGUAAACAGCUUCACAGCAAAGCUCCAAAAGGAGAGGAUAUCUGGCAACCUGGACGCCCCCGAAGGAGGAUUUGAUGCCAUUCUGCAGGCAGCAGUGUGUAAGAAGGAGAUCGGCUGGCGCGAAGGCAGCACUCACCUCUUGGUUUUCUCCACCGAGUCAGCCUUUCACUACGAGGCUGACGGCGCCAACGUGCUGGCGGGAAUCCUGCCGCGCAACGACGAGGCUUGUCACCUGGACGAAAACGGUGUUUACAUUCAGGCUACAAAGCAGGAUUACCCUUCGAUACCUACGCUGGUCCGUGUGCUGGGAAAUCACAACAUCAUCCCCAUAUUCGCCGUCACCAACCACUCCUACAUGUACUACCUUAAACUGAAAGAAUAUUUCCCCAUUGCUGAGAUCGGUGUACUUCAAGAGGAUUCAUCCAACAUCUUGGAGAUCAUGCGGGAUGCCUUUGUGAGCAUCCAGUCUAAGAUGAGCAUCCGUGCGGAGAACAGACCAAAGGCUUUUGGAGCUCAGUUUCUGGACUCGAGCAAUAAAGAAGUCCGUUAUGGAGCCUUUAACUUCAAGCCUGGAGAAAUUGGUAAGUUCAAGGUAAAACUUACAGCCCAACAAAAGCACGGUGAACAACCUGUCUGCAAAGUGGAUCCAGGAGACAAGGAAGGUACAAUCAAAGUAAAACCGACGACCUUCGACUCUGCUGUCAAUGUGAAAGCCUCCAUUCUGUGUGAAACCUGUGACUGUGAGAAGACACCCACUCUAAAAGCUAAAAGAUGCAACGGCAAAGGAAACCUGGUGUGUGGAAAGUGUCUCUGUGACGAUGGCUGGGCGGGCGCCUUCUGCAACUGCUCAAAAACCUCAGGCUCGACCAAGGACCAGUGCAUUGGGCCCGGCAUGACAGAGUCCUGCUCGGGCCGUGGAGACUGUCAGGCAUGUGGGACCUGCGUGUGCUACAAUCCGGACCAGUACGAAGGACCCUACUGCCAGUAUGACAAGACCCAGUGUCAACGAGUCGCAGGCAUCCUUUGCAACGAUCGCGGUUCCUGCGUGAUGGGUCGCUGUGCUUGUUCAGAGGGCUGGAAGGGAAAUGCCUGCGAGUGCUCCAAAAGCAACGAGACCUGCCUGGACAACAAAGGGAAAAUUUGCGGUGGACGAGGCAAAUGCGUUUGCGGCAGCUGCCAGUGCCCAGACACCGGCAGCGGGAUUGCGUUGUCUCCGACCUGUGAGCCAAACUUCGAGUUCUUACGGGGUGUAUGCGAGGAAACAAGGAAGUGCGUCCAAUGUAAAGCAUGGAAGACAGGCGAAAAGAAGGACGAAGCAAAGUGCAAAGACUGUCUCGUUGAAGUUAUCAUGGUGGAUGAGCUGAAAGAACGGGAGGAAGUCCUUGACUCUUGCAGAUUUGUUGAUGAGGACAACGACUGUACAUACGAGUACACUGUUGAAACCAGUAAAGAUCCAACAAACACUAAGCUGCUGGCUGAGGUGCUCAAAAAGAGAGACUGUCCAGCAGCCAGUCUGCUGUGGCUGCUGCCGCUCAUCCUGUUCCUCCUGUUGCUGCUGGCACUGCUGCUGCUCUGCUGCUGGAAGUACUGUGCCUGCUGCGCAUCCUGCUGGCAGAACUGUCUUGCCUUGUUGCCGUGCUGCAGGGGAGGUCGCAUGGUUGGCUUUAAGGAAGACGAGUAUUUGCUCCAUCAGUCUCAGCUGACCUCAAAUCACUUGAACACGCCGAUGGUGAGGACCGGUCCACCGAAAGGAACCGACGUGGUUCGCUGGAAGGUCAAAGAUAAUGUGCACCGUGUGCCCAGUCACCCGCGGGAGCUGAUGCAACCAAAUCCGGAUGAAAUGAUCCAGUUCCCGAUCUCCCUCCGACUAAACAGGUUGUUCUCUGAGAACCUGUCUCGCCCCGAAUCAAAAGACGCUGAGCAACUCCGUCAGGAAGUGGCUGACAACUUGAACGAGGUGUACAAGCAGAUUCCUGAGGCACAGAAAGUGCAACAAACUUUAUUCAGACUGCAGAAAAAUGCUGGAAAAAGGGGGAACUACACCAUCAUGGACACUGUGCUGUCAGCUCCCCGCAGAGCCUACCCAGACAUAGUGAAACUUACCGAGAAGAACGUCCAGUCCGGAAACUUUGGGGACCUUAAAGUGGUCCCAGGCUACUACACUGUGGCCACAGACAGAGAGGCUGCGGGAGCCGUGGAGUUCCAGGAGGAUGUGGAGAUGGUGGACGUUCACGUGCCGCUGUUCGUCAAGGACGACGACGAUGACAAGAAGCAGUUGAAAGUGGAGGCCAGGGAUGUGCCGCUGGGCAUUGCAACGAUUGCGAAGCGUUUCGUUAACAUAACCAUCAUCAAAGAGCACGCUACAAGCAUCUUCUCCUUCCUCCAACCGAAAUACACGUACAGCAGAAAGGAUGGUGUGGCACACAUCCCCAUCAGCCGAGAGAUCAUCGAGGAUGGACGCACACAGGUCACCUACAACACUCAAGAUCUCUCUGCCAAGAAUAAGAAGGACUACAUGAGUGUACAAGGAGACUUGUCCUACGCUCCGGGUGAGACUGAAAAGAUCGUUCCUGUCCGUUUGCUGGAGCUGAGUGAGAAAGAUGGCUUCUUGGAAGACAAACCCAUCAAGCAGUUUGUUAUGGACCUCAGUAACCCACGCCAGGGUGCCAAGCUGGGACGAUACCCAAGAACCACGGUCACCAUCGCAGACACACAAGAACCGAGUGUGAUGAUGUUCAAGAAAGGUAACCAGAACUUCAGCACCUUAGAUCAGACCUACCCCAUCCCAGUGGUGCGCUCCCGCAACGAAGACAGCCCUGCCACGGUCAAGUGGCGCACCAAGAAGUCUCAGCGUUUUGAUCUUUCUGGUUCUCUGAAGUUCGCUCCGGGAGAAACGGAGAAGAAUAUAGUGAUCGAACCUUUCCCUGGCUCAGUCCAGCCAGAAACCUUCCAGCUGGAGCUGUACGAUCCCAGCACCAAUGCCGUUGUUGGUGAAAGGAAGAACACCGUUGUGAAUAUCACAGAAGAACCAAGAUCUCCAGAAAUUGCUCAGAUGCAGUCGAAGGGCUACGUAAGCCCGAGAGGCACCACCCCUGGCGGUCGCCUCCUCCCACCGGGAAACCUCAAGGCCAAAGCAACGGGUCCCAGAAACAUCCGUCUGAACUGGGAUCCGCCACCGGGUAACCCCGUGGGAUACAAGGUGAAGUACUGGAUCUAUGGCGACCCUGAGAAAGACGCCAAGGUCCUUGACGUGAGGACGCCUCAAGCCGAGCUGACUAAUCUGUUACCCUUCUGCGAUUACGAGACACGAGUUUGUGCCUACAACUCAAUGGGAGACGGCCCUGACACCAACAUCGUUAGCUGUCAAACACUGGAAGACGCGCCCGGUGAACCAGGUCGUCUGGCCUUCAACGUCAUCAGUCCAACCGUCACUCAGCUCAGCUGGGCGGAGCCUGCAGAGACCAACGGUGACAUUACAGCUUACGAGGUCAUCUACACACCCAUCGAUGACGAAAUGAAACCAGUCGGAGGAGCCAAAAAAGUAAAGAUCGACAACCCAAAGAAACGAAUGCUGUUGAUAGAAAACCUCCAGAGCGCCCAGACUUAUCAGUACAAAGUCCGUGCCCAAAACAGUGUAGGCUGGGGCCCCUGCAGAGACGCUACCAUCAACUUGGCGUCACAGCCCAGCAGACCUAUGUCCAUUCCCAUCAUUCCAGACAUUCCUAUUGUGGACGCUGAGGCAGGAGACGAGUAUGACAGCUACCUGAUGUACAGCAACGAUGUGCUGAAGUCGCCAACAAGCUCCAAGACGCCAAGCGUUUCGGGUGAUGGCUGGCAGCAUAUCAAGCUGGUGGGGUCAAACCUGGAACUCCGUCAGGUGUCAUGGAAACAGCGAGUGGAGGUCAUCCCCAGUCGCCUCAGCACAGACACAGAGAUGAGCUCAGACGAGAAGCCCCACCCCAGCUCCUCCCACACGCCCCUGCCAGAUUACAUGUCGAACGGCAGGUGGGAACAGAACUUUCUUUUCCCUGGAGGCUCAACAACCCGCAACCUUUCAGCUUCAUCCUCUCCCAUGUCCACUCUGAGCUCCAACUACAAAGGCGGAGCGGGCGGCUCCUUCACCACAGAGAUGCACACCACCUACAUGACUGGGCCAGGAAGCCCCCGCAGACGGGACAUGAUCGGAGGGGGGAUCCACACGACCGAAGUCCUGAUGAGGAAGCGCUCAGAGAACAGAGGAUACACAGAUGAAAAUAUCCGGGACUCCAUCGUCAUAGGAGACGAUAAGUUCCCAGAUCUGACGCCAUCAGGUGGGUUCGGCUACGCUGGCUUGCAGAGCAGCUCUCAGACCCAGUACAGCUACAGCCUGUCUCAGGGCUCCAGGGCCAGGACUCAGUCAUCAGAGGUCAAUGAAGCCCUAUACAGCCUGGACAGAGUCCUCCAUGAUGCCCGCCUCUCUCCUGGCGUCCCAGACACGCCCAGCAGGCUGGUGUUUUCUGCUCUGGGACCGACCGCACUCAAAGUCAGCUGGCAGGAGCCACACUGUGAGAAAGACGUUCUGGGGUACUGCGUCCUCUACCAGCUGCUCAACGGAGGAGAGACGAAGCGCCUCAAUGUGACGAACCCGGCCGAGAACUCUGUGGUCAUCCACGACCUGCUGCCCAACCACUCCUAUCUGUUUAAGGUGAAGGCUCAGAGUCAGGAGGGCUGGGGUCCAGAACGGGAGGGAGUCAUCACCAUCGAGUCAGCUGUGGACCCCAAGAGUCCCCUCAGUCCCAUGCCAGGCUCGCCGUUCACCCUGAGUACGCCCAGCGCUCCGGGCCCGCUGGUGUUCACAGCCCUGAGCCCCGACUCACUGCAGCUCACCUGGGAAAAACCACGGAAGCCCAACGGGGACAUCUUGAGCUACAGGGUCACCUGCGAACAGCUACAUGAUGGAGGUGACAUGCGCUCCUUCAAUGUAAGCGGUAACAACGCUGAGACCAGUCUGACUGUCCCAAACCUGACCGAGAACGUCCCGUACAAGUUCAAGGUUCAGGCUCAAACCACGCAGGGUUUUGGUCCUGAGAGAGAGGGUAUCAUCACCAUUGAGUCUCAGGAUGGAGGUGCCUUGUCUCAGUACAACAGCCAAUCAGUGACAAGGAGGGACGUUUUCCAAAUGUCUCCAGAAAUGACCACAAGAACAAAUGUCUCCCACACCAUGAUCAACGAUCCCUACUUCUCAGAUGGGAUGAUGAUGACUCAGUUCACGGAGACGGGCAGCAUGGUGAGCCGUCAGGUCACUCGGGAAGUGGUUCAGAGGAACGUCACAGGAGCAUCCACCGUCACAAAGAGAAUGUUUUAUGAGUCUUAGGAACUUGUGUGAGCGAUGCUCAUGAUAGCAUCCAGCCUGAGAAUUAAUCACAAAGCCAAAGCGCAAAAAAGUGUUUCAGAGUUUGUACAUGUAUGUGUGUAUAGGGUAAGACUGCAACCAAAUAAAUCAAAUUGAAAGUAAAGGCUACUUUUUACUGUUACAAACUGUGGUCACCUUCUUUUUCCCCAUAGUUUCCCACUUUUUUGUAGUUCCUGUUUUCUUUCCCUAGAGUUUAUAACUUCAUGUGAGAGUAGUCCCUCUGUUGGCUGACAUCCGCUAACACACCAGCCUUAUAAAGAAGUUAUAUCCCAAACAAUGGCUCAAUAAUCCAAAAUAACAUCCAUAUCCUGUCAUCCAACUUUCAUCUUAAAAUUUAAAUGUUUGAAAGGUUUAUCUUUACUGUCACUGUGGAAUUUUAAAGGGCUUUUCUUUAUAAAUUAUUAUAUUAAAGUGUGUUUUUUUGUUUGUUUUUUUCAUUCAAGAUGUACUCAUACAUUUUCAGUUUUUACAGUUCUGGUUGUUUACAUCCGCACUAGCCGGUCGCAAGCCCAGGGCAUGCAUGAGUUUAACAAGGAAUCAGAAAUUAAACAUGUUUCUGCAUUUAAAAUGUCUGCACUUCAUUACAGCUGCAGUUUUAUGCAUUUUCUUUAUGUGGCUAAUUCAGCAUUGCUUUGGUUCAGUAGAUUAAUGGAAGACAUGAUACCAGAGAAAGUAUGUUUAAAGACAAAGAUUGUAUUUGCUUGCUGCAGGUUCUACUGUACUUUGGGUUCAUGAGAAAUUUUUUUUGGAAACAUUUUCAGAUUUUUUUUCAUAAAUAUACAGAUAUAAGUUGAACAGUUCAAACAAUUUUUACUUGGCAUGUAUCAUUCCCAUUUAAGCAGGUCCAUUUUUAAGCAUUUUUUGUACAUCAGUUAUAUUGCACUUAAUAAAGAUUUAUAUUAAAAACGAUGACUUCUUCUAAUGAC